Anarrhichthys ocellatus (wolf-eel) is the source of this 2743-nucleotide messenger RNA. RefSeq names its product WD repeat domain 53 (gene wdr53). Gene Ontology annotation, molecular function: protein binding. The transcript has 3 exons. Bases 61 to 1197 code for a protein of 378 amino acids. NCBI's taxonomy places the organism in Eukaryota, Metazoa, Chordata, Actinopteri, Perciformes, Anarhichadidae. The record is from RefSeq and is a predicted model, not a curated record.
GCGACCCGACCCCACAUGGCAAACAGCUGAAGUUUUGACGGCACUUGCUUAAGGGUCAGCAUGGCCAGGCAGUGGUCUGAGGGCCACUCCACAUCCAUCCUGUGUGUCGGGGUGUCUUCAGGGCCCGAGGGCCUCCUCGCUUCAGGCUCUGAGAGUGGAGAGGUCACGGUGUGGAGCCAAGAAGGGACCAUCAUAGGCCGUCUCACUCUCCCUGGUAAAGAGGACAGCACCAGUGUUGUGUUCUCACCAGCAGGUCUGGGCCAGCUGUAUGUGUCCCACGGAGACGCAGUGAGCGUACUGGACCCCCGAAACCUGAAGGGCCCAGUGGAGGAGUUUCAGGGUGCAGGGGAGGAGGAGAUUAACGCUUUGGCGCUGAACGAUACGGGUUCAGCGCUGGCAGUGGCUGAUGACUCCGGAGCAGUCCGGGUACUGGAGCUUCCUGGGGGGAAAGUAUUCAGGACUCUUCGGAGACACACAAACAUCUGCUCCUCGGUGGCUUUUCGACCUCACAGACCGAAUAACCUGGUGUCUGCUGGACUAGACAUGCAGGUGAUGCUGUGGGGUCUGCAGAAGACUCGGCCUCUUUGGACCCUCAACCUCCAGGAUGUGGCCGAGGAAGAAGACGACCAUCAGCAGCGUCCCGGUCAGCUCUUCAACCCGCCGCUGGUCCACUGCGUGUCUGUGGCGAGUUGUGGGAACAUUUUGGGUUGUGCAGCAGAGGACGGGCGGGUGCAUCUGAUGCGGAUCGGCAGCGGCUCUAAACUGGACCAGCAGGGAGCCGUCAAGGCCCACAGUCAGGGGGCCUCACAAGCCCACUUUGUGAGUUUCCUUUCCCACCCUCACUGGCUCGUCACUGGGGGGAAUGACGGCCAAGUCGCCCUGUGGGACCUCAGUAAGAACCCAGUGGUGACUCCGGAGGCAAAGGCCAAAACUAGAGUGGUGACGGCCCCACGCAGGAAGAGUAAGAGCAAGGCAAAUAGGAAAGAGCAAUGCCAGGAUAAAGCAAUGAAGGUUGAAAUGGAGGAAGUGGAAGCAAGUGCAGAGGAGGCGACGGAGGAGAAGUUGGGGCCCAAACUGAGCAUCAGUCAUGGGGACAAGGUGAACUGGUUGUGCCCUGCUGUGCUGAAAGGAGAACCCAGUGUGGUGGUUGCAGAUCAGAGCUCCUGUCUGACGGUUUACCCUCUGUCUCCGCUAUAGAUUCAGGUUCUGUCAUCUUUUGUUCUCAUGGUUGCAGUACAAUGUUUUCUUUAGUUUACAUUGAGUAUACACUCCUGUGUUUGAUACUGUUAGAAGUUGCAGCAUCAUUAUUUCUUGGAGAUUUUGAUGUUAGGAUCUCCUUUAAUUCUUACUUUUAAUUCUAACUUUAAGCACUGAACAGUGGGUGAAGAUCUUCACAGAAGCAGACAAACAUCUGUUUUUACAACACAUUCAACAAACUAAACGUGUAAUUGUUUUUUGGGUCUUGUUUAAUGACAGAUUUACUGAUAUUGCUCACGUUGUGUGUGGUCCUAUGAAAAUUGUUCUGCUUUGAAAUAUAUUUUGCAAUAUGUGUUUUUGUGGACUGUAAAAUCUACCACAUUAUAGACAAAAGCAAUCUGCAUGUUUAACUGAGUCUGCGGUGCUCUUGUAGAGUAAAAACAUCUCAAUCCAAACCAGGUGCCGGACUACAAAGACAGAAAGUCAACUGAAAGCUGUUUCCAGGAUGUGACAUUUCAAACACUUUAUUUGAAGAGACAUUUUUUUAAAUGAGUCUAAAGCAGCACCUCAUGAUCUGACAGCAAGCUAUAAUGAUGUAAUGUACAAUUAAGAUUGUUUUUUUUCCUGUGUUGAUUAAACCACAUUUGCUGCUUAUUAAUCCUGACAGGAUCUUCUAACAUUUAAGAAAAUGUGCUGUGUGGACUCAUUUGAAUCAAUCAAGCAGCAAACACUUUGUCAAGUUUUUUUUUUUUUUUUUGUUUUUUACACAACACAAAAUCUCAAUAAAUUCAUAGCAAAUGCACUGUAUUCACGCAACACUUUCAAACAAGUAAACCAUUCUAUUGCAGACAAGCAAAACACUUCUAUAAGAAUCCUAGAAAUAAAGGCACAAGUCUUACUGUCCAAGUAAAUUAAUGAAUCCAAUUCCCGCCCGUCUGCUCAAGUUUUAAACAAAAAAGGUGAAACUCUGACAGACUGUAUCCAUUUCUUUGAAUCGCAGCAACAGCAAAUAUUGUACUUUACAGAAAUUCCUUAAACCAGAUUUGUUUUAAAGCCAAAUAAAGCUCUCAAGUGGAUGUUCACAGUAACAUUUACACUGAAUAAGCACAUGAUCAUUUCUCAGCACUGCAGAGCGACCUGAUAAACUGCGACAUCAUUUUCCAAAGCAUUAUUUCAGUCCUUUUUAAUUUAAUCUGUCUCAAAAGUUCCUUCACCUUUUGAUGUAAUUAAGUUUUACAUUGACAGCCAGCUCAGAGGACCAUGUUUGACUGGUAACUCCGAUCAAAUAAAUCCUCCACUGAGAUGUCCUCCCUCCUGUGAUUACUGAGGCCUGAGUCAAAUUCUGCACAGCGGAUGUUGAGUUGCUGCCUUUACAGUUUAGCCAGACUCUUCUCCAGGCUCUCAAUGUCUGCACCCCCCUCUUCACCCUUGCUGCCGCGGGCGCUGCACUCCAGGAACUCCACCUUCAGGGGCAGCUGGCUGAACUCAAAGUCUUUGCCUUUUUUCCCCAGAUACACACUGCCGCCCACAGAGCCGUCCUGAGAGC